UUAAAGCACCUUCUUGUGUUCUGGUCUUUUCUUUCGCUUUCCAUAGCCGCCCCCAGAAGUGCAUGAAGUGCAAAGAGGGACCUCCGGUGUUGAUCAUCCGUGUCGGAGAUGCCUUUUGCAAGGCCUGUUUCAAGGAUCACUUCGUCCACAAGUUCCGUGCCAUGCUUGGGAAGAAUCGAUGCAUUUUCCCCGGAGAGAAGGUUCUCCUUGCGUUUUCGGGUGGACCUGCCUCCAGUGCAAUGGUGCGGCAAGUCCAAGAGGGCCUGAGUCAGGAAGCAGCCAAGAAACUCCGCUUCAAGCCAGGCAUCCUCUUUGUUGAUGAAGGAGCUGUGUGUGGGCAGGACCUAGAGAAGCGAGGAGAGGUCUGCAGUCGGGUGGAGAUGAUCCUGAGAGCCACAGGGUUCCCCUUCCAUCUGGUGCACUUGGAGGAGGUGUUUGAUCUUCCCGGUUCCAUCUUGCGCUCCGUUUCCCACGACGCCACAGACAGCGGCCAGAGCUACAAAGAGGCUGUGGAUGGUUUCAUACGGCAGCAGCAGCAACAGAGGGUGAAGACAGGGGACUCUCUGCCAGGCCGGCUGUCUGAGCUGAGUAUACGAGACCCUUCCGGGAAGGAGGCAGCAGAGAUCGCGGGGCCUCUGUCUGUCUCACACAUGGCAGAACUGACUCGCCUCUUUGGAGCAGUGAAGUCGCUGACGGCCAAGGAGGAACUCCUGCAGACUCUCCGGAACCACCUGAUCGUACACGUGGCACGGACAAACAGCUACACCAAAGUGAUGAUGGGGGACAGCUGUACCCGCGUGGCCGUCAAGCUGCUGACCAACCUCUGCCUGGGCCGGGGGGCUUUCCUUGCAGGGGACACGGGCUUUUCGGACGGCCGCCAUGGCGACGUGCUGGUGUUGCGCCCCAUGCGGGAGUAUUCUGCCAAAGAGAUUGCCUUCUAUAACCGUCUCUUCGGGGUGCCUGCUGUCUUCACACCCUCGCUGGAUACCAAAGCCCCUGACCGAGCCAGUAUCCACCGCUUGAUCGAGAGCUUCCUCUACAAGCUGCACUCUGAGUUCCCCUCCACCAUCAGCACCGUCUAUCGGACAGGUGAGAAACUCGGGACGACCCCUCGAGAUGCUGAUGCUGGCGGAGAUGCCGAACCCGAGCGUUGCCUCUUAUGCCUCUGUACCCUCGAUACCAAUGUUGUGGAUGGCUCCUCCUUGCAGUCCACGCUGCUGUCAGAAGAGCUCUGCCAGAAGCCACCACCAUCUGCUGGAAGCGGCUGCUGCGGAGGGCCCCCGACCCAGACGGGCUGUUGCAGGGGGCCUCCGACGGCAGGAGCCAUUCCGCCCCAGGUCCAGCUUUUCCCGCUGCUGUGCUACAGCUGCCGGCUGACUGUCAAAGACAUGACCUGCCUGGAGCCUCUCCCGCUGUACAUUCACUCCGAGGCCGAACGCCGGCAGCACAGGGCUGCGAUGAAGCAAGAGAUCCAGGAGUUCCUUCUCGAGGACGAUGAGGACCUUCCGGCAAGCUGA
Molecule: messenger RNA, 1517 nt
Organism: Euleptes europaea (tarantolino)
Lineage: Eukaryota; Metazoa; Chordata; Lepidosauria; Squamata; Sphaerodactylidae
Gene: CTU2
Product: cytosolic thiouridylase subunit 2
Exons: 14
Coding region: 63-1517 (484 amino acids)
Biological process (GO): tRNA wobble position uridine thiolation
Cellular component (GO): cytosol
Molecular function (GO): sulfurtransferase activity; tRNA binding
Source: RefSeq, a predicted model, not a curated record